UAAAAGCAGAAAUAUCGAUGCAAUGCCAGUUCUUUGGGAACCACAAACAGAGACCAGCGCUUGUUUCUAAGAAAAUGCUUGUCUUCAGAAGAAAUUCGGGUGUUCAUUUAGCAGUUCCACUUGCGUUGUUAGCGCUAGGAGUGUUGUCAGCUGCAGCUCUUCAUUAUGAAUGUCCCGAGCCUGUUGAUAUUUUUCCAUGCUACUGUGAAGAAGAAGAUGAAGAAGCUAUGAUGUUCUGCAAUCAUUUUUGGAAACCUGAUCAGAUAUAUAAGUCCAUUAGAGGUUUGAAAAAAAAUAAUGGAAUUUACAAAAUGUCUUUCUUUAUGAACAGAAUUCUGGAACCCGUAAAUGCCGAUGCUUUUAAAGAUGCUCCUGUCGAAAGGAUAAUGUUUGAAAAUUCGACAGUUACUCUCUUGGCUCCUCAGUUUUCGGGACUCGAAGAUUAUCUUGUCAGCUUGCAAAUGAGAGCUACUUUUAACAAAACAAAUCCUGUAGGAUCAUGGUCCCUUAGUCAUUUAACAAAACUCAAAGAGCUUAUAUUCGACAAGAACAAAAUAAUGACACUUGAAGACGAUUGGUUAGCAAGUGCACCAAAGUCCCUGAGAUCUAUUUCAUUGGAAAAUAACAAUAUUAUUACGCUCGGAGACAAAGUAUUUACCAAAGCCACAAACGUUAUGUUUCUGAUCUUGGAUGGAAACAGACUUACUGCAAUGAAGCGAAGUAUGUUCCCUAGUCCAGCUGAAUCACUACGUUCCUUGAGUCUCAACUUCAAUCGUUUGCGAUACCUUCCAUAUGAUCUGUUCGUAGACAUGCCAAAUCUUCGGAUUAUAGAGAUUCAACAUAACAGACUAACAACUUUAGAGGAGCCAAUCUGGUCUGUAAUGUGGUCCCAACUUUCGAAAUUAGAUCUUUCAGAAAAUCCAUUGGAAUGCGAUCGCUCAUUGAAAUGGAUUGUUUCUGCUGAUACAAAGCCUGUGCUUCUGUAUGGAGAAUGCCAAGCACCAGAGAAACUGAAGAAUAAAUCCUUGAAAUCUUUGACGAUGGCAGAUUUUAGUUAAAGUAGAAGGGAAAGGAAAAGGCUUUUUCAAUACAAAUAAAGUUAAUAUUUGUGUUCUAAAAGUUAA
Argiope bruennichi is the source of this 1124-nucleotide messenger RNA. RefSeq names its product protein slit-like. The record is from RefSeq and is a predicted model, not a curated record. Gene Ontology annotation, cellular component: extracellular matrix. The coding region runs from base 18 to 1058 and encodes 346 amino acids. NCBI's taxonomy places the organism in Eukaryota, Metazoa, Arthropoda, Arachnida, Araneae, Araneidae. The transcript is spliced from 4 exons. Gene Ontology annotation, molecular function: protein binding.